AGAAAACACAAACUCGGGUGGCUCGGGCUGCUAACUACCCAGGCCCAGGAACUUAGCACUAUAGUACCACUGGGAUAUAGAGCCCGUUACAAAUUCAAACACCGUAAAUACGCUUUCGAAAAUAUUCUUUGGAGGUCCACUGGCUUCUAGUGGCUUUUAAUUUGCGUCGUCACUGGACUGGGAUAACAGCUUUUCUUGAUAUCCCAACCCUCAUCCACAAGCGCCUUCCACUCAACAACCCCACUAAACCCUGAAAUACCCAAUAUUCGAACCACUCCAGUCUACUUCUCCACACCGCCUUCACCAUGUCGGACAUGGCUAAGCUCCUUUCGUGGGGAAUCGAGAAUUCGGUUCCUUCCGACGACCCGAACGCAGAAAACAGAAGAGCCAAACUGGACCCAGCGCUCUUAGCCCAACUCUUCGGCGCAAAUGUCAAAGACGACAGCGUCCUCAUGCGCGAGGCGCUGGAAGCAAUCCAGGACCCCGAAGUCACCCUCGAAAAUAAAGAAAUCGCUUUCGACAACCUCGAAAUGCUUGUCGAGAACUUGGACAACGCCAACAAUCUCGAGAACCUCAACCUCUGGCCUCCCUUGAUCGCGCAGUUAUCGGUACCAGAGCAGCAGCUCCGCUUCAUGGCGGCCUGGUGCAUCGGGACCGCCGUCCAGAACAACCCAAAGUCUCAGGCCGUCAUGCUCAAGCAUGGGGGUGUGGCAAAGAUUGUUGAUCUAGUGCUUAGAGAUCCGGAGGAGAGGGUUAGGACCAAGGCGGUUUAUGCGCUUAGCAGUCAGAUUAGAAAUGAAGAGGAGUCGUUGAAGGCCGCUGUUGACUUGUUACCGGAGGAGAUACUGGAGAAGGGGAGGCACGAGUAUCGGGCGGAUGAUAUGGAGGCCAUUGAUGAGUUGGUGAAGGCUCUAAGGGAGAGGGCCAAAAAGGUUAUCAGCCCUUAGAGGAUGUCUAUGACUCUCUUAGGGUUUCUAGCUGUUUAGUCCGUCAUAUUUCGCGGUUAAGAAAAAAUUGCUUCUUUUCCUCUUUUGUCCUCUUUUUUUUUCCCUCUCUUCUUCUCCUGCUAUAGAUCUUCAUGUUUCGAACACGAAGAAAGCAAACUCUCCCUGUAAACUUUCAAAUAUCCCCGUUGCGAAUAUAGUACGGGUAUCAUAGUACGAUACCGGUCCAAGAACCUGCGUCAUAUUGCACUGUAAACCGCAAGGUUCACUACUCAGGCAAAAAGCAAAAAAAAAAGAGCUUGAGGCUCUAAACUCCGACGCCUCGCCUCCUCCAUCCAACC
Molecule: messenger RNA, 1285 nt
Organism: Tuber melanosporum (Perigord truffle)
Lineage: Eukaryota; Fungi; Ascomycota; Pezizomycetes; Pezizales; Tuberaceae
Exons: 2
Coding region: 306-947 (213 amino acids)
Source: RefSeq, a predicted model, not a curated record